AUGUAUCGGGAAGCGGCGAUGUGUAGUAUUGAACAAAUUGCCAUAGAGAUUGCAAAACGUUGUCCGGGUGUAAUAGUUAGUCAAGAUUUAAUAAAACGACAAGUGGAACAUUAUAAGAUCGGUGACUGUUCUCUUUUAGAAUUGGAUCAUAGGGGUAAACCCAUGCUACAAUGGUCACGAUAAUACUAGCAUUUGUUUUUUCGUUAUAGUUCAGAUGAAAUAAAAGACGCUAUUGUUGUGCACACACCCUGUGAUACAGUUCUUGAUGACGAACCGCUCGCAGUAUUACAGACCAUAGCUAGCGAUUAUAAGUUUUUCGAUUUCUAUCUACGUGUGGGGCGAGAGCAGCGGAUACAGUUAGCGGGCGGUCGGUUAUGGCCGACAGUAAUUGUAGACGGUGUUAUGAAAACCAUACCUAGUUUUUACAUUUAUCUUAUAGCUGUGAACAAGUGUGAGAAUGGCGAUAGAUAUAUAACGAUUGGUGUCGUACAUUGGUUGUUUGGGAUUUAUGCCGAAUUGGACAUCGAUUAUCGGAUUUAUCCCGAAGCGUUUAAACAACAACACCGCACACUGUUACACCUAUAUAUUUACCGACGGUGA
Molecule: messenger RNA, 600 nt
Organism: Paramuricea clavata
Lineage: Eukaryota; Metazoa; Cnidaria; Anthozoa; Malacalcyonacea; Plexauridae
Source: the annotation of a GenBank genome assembly